Molecule: messenger RNA, 1082 nt
Organism: Xenia sp. Carnegie-2017
Lineage: Eukaryota; Metazoa; Cnidaria; Anthozoa; Malacalcyonacea; Xeniidae
Product: NAD(P)H-hydrate epimerase-like
Cellular component (GO): mitochondrion
Molecular function (GO): NAD(P)HX epimerase activity
Source: RefSeq, a predicted model, not a curated record
CAUGUCGGAGGUAGGUAAAUUCAGUUCCGUAGGAUCCUAAGCAAAGUACUAUUGCUCUACUGUUUGUAUGUCUUUGCGGUUGUUUCUCGCAAGAAAAAGCUCUCUUGGUUGCGUUUUUGGAUUUCAAUUGAGGAGAACAAUAACAAUGAAGUACCUUACUCAGGAAGAAGCUCAGAACAUCGAUCAAGAAUUGUUUACAAAGUUCGCUUUUAGUGUUGAUCAACUCAUGGAGUUGGCUGGACUCAGUGUCGCCGUUGCCCUGGCUAAAGUAUAUCCCUUGUGCGAAAAACAAUCGAACAAUGUACUGGUGUGCUGCGGACCUGGAAAUAACGGAGGAGACGGUUUAGUUGCUGCUAGGCAUUUGAAAAUGUUUGGUUAUACUCCUUUAUUUUUAUCCAAAAGACCAAACAAAGACCUGUUCAAUAACCUUGUCACUCAAUGUACUCUGAUGAAUAUUCCAUUUGUUGAUGUGCUCCCUUCUUGCAAAGACAUUGAUGACAGCUACACAUUUAUAGUGGAUGCCAUAUUUGGGUUUAGUUUUAAAGGGAAUAUUCGUGAGCCAUUUGGUGCUAUAAUAGAUUCAUUAAAAAGUGUCAAAAUUCCUUUAUGUUCAGUUGAUGUGCCUUCAGGCUGGGAUGUGGAAAAAGGAGCACCAGAUGGAUUACAACCGGAUUUUUUGAUUUCUCUUACUGCUCCAAAGCUUUGUGCAAAGCUCUUUUGUGGACAACAUCACUUUGUUGGUGGAAGAUUUGUGCCAGAAGUUCUGCAAGACAAAUAUCAAUUGGAUUUACCUAAAUACCCCGGGACUGAAUGUUGUGUUAAAGUUCCCAUAGCUUAAGAGCUUGAAGAUUUGGCGUUCACUCGAAUGAAAUGACAAAGUCUUUGAGUAAUAAAUAUUUAUUACAUCCUCAUUACUGUACAAAUGAGAUAAAAAUGCUGAAAAAGUUUGAAUGUACAGAUCAUAAAAUACAAUUUUUCCUGAACAUGUUAAAUAGUUACACAGCAUAACUAAAAUGGUACAACAUUAACAUCUGUGUAAAAAAACGCAUUUACAUAUAAAAAUAACACACCUUGAAAUUUUA